AUGUAUAAAAAAGAUAUGACUGAUUAUCGAGAGUACGUAAUAACAGCUAUGAAGAAAAGAAAAUUGAAAGUUGUUGAAACUCUAUUAAUAAGGGAUAAAAAGUACAUUAACCGUGUCUUCGACAAGAAUCAGAACACGCUGCUCCACUUAGCCGUGGAACAUGACUACAUUGAUCUACUACAUCUUCUGGUGGACCGUAAUGCUAAUCUGGAAACCAAAAAUAAGAAUGGUCAGACUGCACUGGACAUGGCGGUGAGCCUAAACGACAGAAUAAUGACAGAGUAUUUGAUUAAUAAUGGUGCUGACGUAAACUGUACGCGUAAGGAUGGAACCACCCCUCUUUACAUGGCCGCCCAGGGAGGAUAUGAGGAUAUUGUUAAAAAUUUGCUGGAAGCAAACGCAAACGUUAAUGCAUCUACUGAUGAAGGAGACACGCCCAUUCACGCUGCAGCCAGAAAUGGACAUAUUAACGUCAUCAAAAUGUUGCAGGUUGCCGGUGCAGAUAUGCACAAUGAAACACUCACGCUUGGGGCAACUCCAUUGGACACUGCAUGUUUUAAUGGACACGAACAGGUGGUUCGGUUUUUAGUGGAUAUCGGUGCCAAUGUCCACUCUUCCAGAAAGGAUGGUUCCACAGCCUUAUACGUUGCAGCACAGCAGGGUCACGUCAAGGUCGUGGAUAUAUUAAUAAACCAAGGCGUAGAUAUCAACGAACAUGACAAGAAUGGAGCGACUCCAUUGUUUGUUGGAGCUCAACAAGGCCACGUGGAAGUAGUCAAAUUGCUGUUAGCCGCAGGCGCCGAUGUUAAUAUAAAGAAAGAGGGAAAAUGGACACCUUUACAGAUCGCAAAACUCAACCACCAACCUGAAGUUGCCGCUUUACUGUUGGAGAAAGUGAAAGAAGUGGUUUGCACUCCACUAGAACGUGCAGUUCGUAAAGGCGACGUGCCCACCGUGGAGUCAAUAUUGAAAGAAAAACACGAUCUACAAUACAUGCAGUUUGAGGUUCACCCUGCUUAUAGCGAAGCAUUGCUUCGUGGACGCAAGGACAUCGUCGAUGUGAUUUUACUUUGGUGCAAGGAGGUACUUUCAGAGUUUUUACUGACAGAGAGUGGUCGUUGUGGUCCUUACUGGCGUAUGGUAGCCAGACAUCUAAAGAUCGACGAUGACGAAAUCGACGAAAUAGUCAUGGAUGACGAAGACGUCAGUUUUAAAGGCGACGUCAAACGCUUCAUGUGUUACAAAGUGUUUUUAUUGUGGUUGGAAAAACAACUCCAUUGGCCUGCUAUUAAUACUUUGCUACAAGUAAUCAAAGAAUGCCAAUAA
Messenger RNA from Saccoglossus kowalevskii, 1326 nucleotides. RefSeq lists its product as uncharacterized. The record is from RefSeq and is a predicted model, not a curated record. Gene Ontology annotation, biological process: signal transduction. NCBI's taxonomy places the organism in Eukaryota, Metazoa, Hemichordata, Enteropneusta, Harrimaniidae. Gene Ontology annotation, molecular function: protein binding.